AUGAUGGUUCAUUUCCUCGCAUCAAUUAUACUAUGUUUGUUUUUAGUUAUAAACCACCAUGUCUCUUGUCAAAGGAGCAAAACCGUCUACCAGAAAAUCCAACAGGAACCACAGUUCGCUGAAUUCAACGCCCUGGUGCGAUCCAACAGGGUGGCCAGACUGAACCUCCACUUCGAACAGCUGACAGUGUUCGUACCGGAAAACAGAGCCUUCCGGGAUCUGCAGGGGGAUCUGAACUCCAACCUGGCCUUCUACCAUAUGAGCUUCGAUGUGUACCCUCUGGAUUCGCUCGGCAAGAAAAACUCGCUGAGCAGCGUGAAUUUGGAGAACCCGCCGCUGUGGAUCACCAGAGUCGAUGAGGAUGUUUAUGUUAAUAACGCCAAGAUUCUACAAGAUAAGUCGAAUUAUGUGUCCAGAAGUCGGGACGGAUAUAUGGGAAAACAACAGGUCCUCCACAUGAUAGACGAAGUUCUGGAUCCAGUGAUACCUUCCCCAAAGUACUCCCCAACCGCUUACGACUUCCUAUCAACCACCGUCGACUGGCGGCUGCAAGCAUCCCUUAGUGUAUCGAAUUUCUUCACCAAAGUGAAAGAAAACAAACUCCAGCACGUCUACGAGCAAAACAUCGGACACACAUUCUUCGUCCCUCUGGAUUCCGGCAUGGAUCCCCACAAAUUCCGGAUGAUGGACAAGCACAUCGUGCUCGGUCACGUGAUACCCUCCCACGUUCUCUUCACUAGACCAACUCGCAAAAACUUCCCUUACGAAUCUUUAACCAAUGACGACUACGCUUAUAUAGUGCUGUCUUUCACUGAGAGAGAAGGAAAGCUGUUCGUGAAGGGGCUAGCGAGGGGUAGCUACGGGGAGGGGCAAUUUUACUCUGAGGUGGUCGUCCCGAACAUACCAGUGAAAAACGGCGUGGUGCAUCUCAUAGCGCAACCUCUCGGCAUCGUUAAUAGGGCUCUAAGACCUUUUCCCUACCUGCCAAUCUUGGAGAAACUCAGCACAGAUCCUAGCCUGGAGGUUGUGUACACUAUGGGGGAGAGAACCGGAUUCAACAAGAUCUUCUCCAGGAAAAACGUCAGCUUCACCUACUUGGUUAGCAGAGACUCGUCGUGGAAGAAACUCGAAGAAGGUGGCUUGGAUCCAAUGGAAAAAGACCUGGAUAUGUUGAAAAGGCACCUGAUCAUUUCCCAGACACCUUACUCUGUGGAACAGCUUUAUUCCUUGACCAAAGCGAAUAAUUACACCGGGAUUGACCUCCGAACUGAAGCUGGUCCAUUGAGGAUCAUGGUGGUGAAGAUAGAUCAGGACUACUACUUGAGAUGGUACACUAGGUACAUCAAGUUCUUGAGAGCUGAUUACGAGUGCACUGAUGGGAUCAUCCAUGUUUUGUCUAGUCCUCUGGCUAACUUUAGGAAGAAGGACGAAAUUUCGACCGUUGCUCUUAGAACUGAUUAUAAAGGUUAUUGGGAGACCUUCAAGCAUGCAUUUUUCAAAAUACUGAACGUGUGGAAUUGAUGGGGAACUUGAGGAGUUUUGA
Phaedon cochleariae (mustard beetle) is the source of this 1543-nucleotide messenger RNA. The record is from the annotation of a GenBank genome assembly. Lineage: Eukaryota; Metazoa; Arthropoda; Insecta; Coleoptera; Chrysomelidae.